UCUGACUUCUGAGGCAGGCGGGGUUCGAUUCCAUUUCCGCAGUUGACAUUUCCAAAAAUCUCCUAUUAACCUAUUUCCUAAUUUUCCAUUUUUACUCUCUCUGUGGUGUGCUCGUUUUCUCAAAUAUUCUUUCCAUCUCUGAACUUCUCCCGCUCUACCCAUUUCCCAAUUCAUAGUUUCGUCCCGUUUUCCUCUUCGAAAGUUUCAGUUCCAUGGCCCACUUGGAAACCGAUCAUUCUCCCCCAUCUUCUUCCGAUCACUCCAGCGAUUUCUCUGGAUCCGUGUCCUCGGAUGGCGACGGCGACAGCAACGGCGAUCACCGUGUCUCUUCUUCUGGAAAAACUGACAGGAACUCAUCUCAAGAUAAUACUCAAGGUGAAUCAUCAGUGGGUAGGGAAUCAGAUCCUAGCUCAAGCAAGCUUAUCAAGGUGGAGAAGUCAAGAAAGAGUCGUCGAUUAGUUGCACAUUUUUUUGAUGAAGGUCAUCUCGAGGAGAAGCACGUCAUCAGACUUUCAAGUUUGGAUGUGUUUGACUUGACUACGCUUAAGUGGUUGAAAAAGGUUGCCACAGUACAGGACGAUGGAACUGUGAAGAUGGAAGUUCUAGAGGGCAUUCAACCAGAAAGUUUUCAUUUUGAAUCUGGAAUUAUGGUUGAUGAAGCUGUAGAUGAAGAACCCCUUGACAUGGCAGAUGUUCCAGCCAUCCCCCCACUACAAAUUGUGAUGCUCAUAGUUGGUACAAGAGGAGAUGUACAACCUUUUGUUGCCAUUGGGAAGCGUUUGCAGGAGUAUGGCCAUAGAGUUAGAUUGGCAACUCAUGCAAACUUUAAAGAUUUUGUACUCUCUACUGGGUUGGAGUUCUUUCCUUUGGGAGGAGAUGCUAAAGUUCUUGCCGAUUAUAUGGUCAAGAAUAAAGGAUUCUUUCCAUCAGGACCUUCGGAGAUUCAUACUCAACGAAAUCAUUUGAAGGAUAUUAUUUUCUCAUUACUUCCUGCGUGCCAGGAUGUUGAUCCGGAAUCUAAAAUUCCUUUUAAAGCAGAUGCGAUAAUUGCUAAUCCCCCCGCAUAUGGUCAUACUCAAGUGGCUGAGGCGUUGAGAUUACCACUUCAUAUAUUUUUCACAAUGCCAUGGACGCCCACCAGUGAUUUCCCUCAUCCUCUAGCUCAUGUCAAGCAUCCAAUAGGAUAUAGGCUUCAGGAGGAAGAAGCUGAAACUGAGACGAAUAUCCUAUCUCAGUGGACAUUACAGCACUCCACCGGAUUUGCCUUAUGGGUAUAUAUGGAGUCCUCAUCUUCUUCCCAAACCAAAAGUAGCGAUCCCUGCUGGCAAAAUAUUCUACAACAAAAGCAACGGGUUCUAUGGUUUGAUGAGUCGGUUCACCAUUUCAAGUGUUAUUUUCCUGAUUGCCAAUGCUUGGCACUAUACUGGAAUUGGGGCCCUAAAAUUGACGUGGUUGGAUUUUGUUUCCUUGACCUUGCUUCCAAUUAUGAACCGCCAAGUUCUCUUGUGGAAUGGUUGGAAGCGGGUGAAAGGCCUAUUUAUAUUGGAUUUGGCAGCCUUCCUGUUGAACAACCUCAAGAAAUGACACGGAUUAUAGUUGAAGCUCUGGAAAUAACAGGAAGGAGAGGAAUAAUCAAUAAGGGCUGGGGUGGUCUUGGAAGCUUGGCAGAGCCAAAAGAGUUUGUGUACGUGCUGGAUAAUUGUCCCCAUGAUUGGCUAUUCCCGAGAUGCAUGGCUGUGGUACACCACGGGGGUGCAGGAACAACUUCAGCUGGACUUAAAGCAGCGUGUCCUACAACAAUUGUGCCGAUCUUUGGUGAUCAACUAUUUUGGGGAGAGCGAGUGCAUGCAAGAGGACUUGGACCCCCACCUAUUCCGAUUGCUCAAUUUUCACUUGAAAAUUUGAUUGAUGCCAUAAACUUUAUGCUAGAUCCCAAGGUAAAAGAGAGGGCUGUGGAACUUGCCAAGGCCAUGGAAAGUGAGGAUGGUGUAGGAGGUGCAGUGAAUGCUUUCCAUAAGCAUUUUCAUCAAAGUAAAACGCUGGCUAAAACUGGUUUCUCACUUUCUAAACGUGGCUUCUCUGUUAGACGACUCCUCCAUUUGUCUAAAGAGAACUAAACUUCAUCUUUCUUCUUUCUUCUUUUCUUUUAUUGUUACAGCCUGAGUUUCAUUUACAACCUCAUGGUUUGAGCAUAUUUUCUUCCUUUCUUUUUUUUUUCCCUUUUUUCUAGUGUAGUGUAAUAGACUUGGCGUAUGAACAAUAAAUAUAAUUCACAUGGAA
Momordica charantia (bitter melon) is the source of this 2280-nucleotide messenger RNA. Its product is annotated as sterol 3-beta-glucosyltransferase UGT80A2. Gene Ontology annotation, molecular function: UDP-glycosyltransferase activity; hexosyltransferase activity. Gene Ontology annotation, biological process: carbohydrate metabolic process. The record is from RefSeq and is a predicted model, not a curated record. NCBI's taxonomy places the organism in Eukaryota, Viridiplantae, Streptophyta, Magnoliopsida, Cucurbitales, Cucurbitaceae.